Molecule: messenger RNA, 5756 nt
Organism: Nerophis ophidion (straightnose pipefish)
Lineage: Eukaryota; Metazoa; Chordata; Actinopteri; Syngnathiformes; Syngnathidae
Gene: erlec1
Product: endoplasmic reticulum lectin 1
Exons: 14
Coding region: 220-1674 (484 amino acids)
Biological process (GO): endoplasmic reticulum unfolded protein response; retrograde protein transport, ER to cytosol
Cellular component (GO): endoplasmic reticulum lumen
Source: RefSeq, a predicted model, not a curated record
AAAGAAGCAGCUCACUUCCUGUAUUUUGCCAGCGAGUGUUGACAUCAGGGUGGUGUCGUGUAAUAUCCAAUUAAGUCCAAACGGCUGCGCUUCCGGACACUUUUGGACUUUGCUGUAGUUUCGGAACACCCACACGAACAGGAGUCUGUGUGACAGGCCGGCGUGGUGUACAUGUGGAGCGGGCAGCCGGCGCUUUAAGCGUCCGGACUUCUGGGUGCGAUGGCGUGUCUUCUGUCGCUGAUGGUCGGCGGGCUUCUGGAGCUCAGCCUGAGCGUUUUAGCGAACGGAGAAGGUUAUCCCAUCUUCACUGAUGAAAUUCCUUUUAAAAUCACUUGGCCCGGGGCUGAUUUUACAAUGCCUACUUCCGGUGCUCUGUACAAGGAAGACAACUUUGUCAUUAUGACCACGCUGGAGAAGGAGAAAUACAAGUGCCUUCUGCCUUCACUCACGGCGGGGGACGAGGAUGAUGUAAAGGAAUACCGCGGCCCCAGUCCAGCUGACCUCCUGGAGCCUUUGUUUAAGCGAAACAGCUGCUCGUACAGAAUUGAAUCCUACUGGACUUAUGAAGUAUGUCAUGGGAAGCAUGUAAGACAGUAUCAUGAAGAGAAGGAGACGGGUCAGAAAAUAAGUGUUCAGGAGUACUUCCUGGGGAAUAUAGCUGAGAAGAAACAAAGUACAGAAACAGCUAAACCCAAAGAGCCAGAACCUGCUGAAUCGGCUGCGCCUGAAACAGAAGUGCCAUCUAAGAACAUAGAAGGUCAACUGACUCCAUACUACUCCCUGGAGAUGGGUUACGGGACACCUUGCGUGUUGAAGGAGAACCAGCCGCGCGCCACCUCUGUGCUAUACGUGUGUCACCCGGAGGCCAAGCAUGAGAUCCUGUCAAUCGCAGAGGUCACCACUUGCGAAUAUGAGGUGGUGGUGCUGACCCCUUUGCUCUGCGCGCACCCAAAAUACAGGUUCAGGUCGUCCCCGGUUAACGCCAUCUUCUGCCAAGCGUUGGCUGGUUCGCCACUGCGGCCUCAGCGGCUCGCCCAGCUGGAUAAGGAGCAAGAGGAGCAACUCAAGCCUCCUUUCAUGGCCACCGCAGAACCCAGAGACGAGGAGACUUCACCAGUGAAAGAAGAGGCCUUCACUUCCACUCCCAAACCGAUCGCUGUUGGCGGACAGGCUCAGGUGGCCGUGGGCAAUACUCACAUCUCACGUCUGACAGACAAUCAGCUCAUCAAGGAGUUCCUCAGUGGCUCUUAUUGUUUACAUGGGGGGGUUGGAUGGUGGAAAUAUGAAUUUUGUUAUGGAAAGCACGUCCAUCAGUACCAUGAGGACAAGGAGCAAGGCAAGAACAUUGUAGUUGUCGGGAACUGGAACGCAGACGAACACAUGGAGUGGGCAAAUAAGAACGUGGCUCGAUCCUACCAGCUCAAAGACAGUGGAGUGCAGAAAGUCAAGUUGGUCUCUCACUUCUAUGGCCAUGGGGACCUGUGCGAUAUGACAGGGAAGCCAAGACAAGUCAUUGUGAAAUUAAAGUGCAAAGAAUCCGAAUCUCCUCAUGCGGUCACCGUCUACAUGCUGGAACCUCAAACCUGCCAGUAUAUUCUUGGGGUUGAGUCUUCAGUGAUAUGCAGGAUUCUGGACUCGGCAGACGAACAAGGACUCCUGUCCAUCUCCAGCUGAACUCCAAAGGUCAUGUGAGGACGAGAAGAGAAUCCUGUGUGGUAGGUCUCAAAAAACAAAAAAAACAGACUGAUGCCUGUGACGCUGCACAUGAUGAUGGAUAACAAAGGUUCAAACUGUGGUGGUCCUGUUAGCUGGGCUGGACUGGAUGUCGAGGAAACAGAAAGACUCUCCCAGCUUCCUGAAACUGUGCAAUGGUUCACGCCUCUCCCAGCUUCCUGAAACUGUGCAAUGGUUCACGCCGCGUCGUAGCUGAAAUAAAUCACUAAGAGAGAUUUAUUUUAUAUCUAGGCUUCAAAAUGUGUUGAUUUCUAAUGAGCAGGAUGAUUAUCAAAUUCACAGUAUUUACUGUGGGUUUCUUUGUGUGCCGGGCCGCCCCUCCCUAAACGCUGGCCAUGCGGUGUGUUUUGGCCCCAUAAUUAGUGGUGGGCUUCGUUUUUUGUCAAGAAGCAAAUGUAAAAUAUCAAGAGCAAACAUGUUCCGUCACUGAUUAGAAUACGAUGAUAUAAUUCCCCCUAAGGCGGGGACGGUUAGUGCUCGUCUCCAAUAUACGAUGGGACUGGGACCGAAUCCCAGUCAAAGUAGAGUUAAGAAGAGUUUAAGAUGUAUGUUUUAAAGGGGAACUGUAUUUCUUUUCACAAUCCGUUCACAAUGGAUUUUUUUUUCGCAAUCUAAAUAUUAAAUAAAUGCGAUCAAAAAUUUGCUUGUAGCCGAGCCAUUGGAAGCUCUACUGUUGCGCCCAUAAAAUCCAAUAAAUAACCAAAAAGCUUCCACAAUAUCAGAAUAUUAACCAUGUAUUUGUGAUAUUAAUAUAAGCGCCAUGAUCACUACUCAGACAUGGGAAUUACCUGCGGAAUUCCGCCGAUUUUGGCGCCGCCAGGGUGGUUUUUGUCUCUGCGUUAGAGAUGCGUGGAUAGUAGGGGUGUAACGGUACGUGUAUUUGUAUUGAACCGUUUCGGUACGGGGGUGAACCAAAACGUCACAGAGAUAUUAAGUAGCGCAUCGCACGUUGUGUAAACAGUGCACACCGAGGCACCAUGAAUUGAUUAACGUGGACAAAUUAAAAAACUUAUUUGGGUGUUACCAUUUAGUGGUCAAUUUUACGAAAUAUGUACUGUACUGUGCAAUCUACUAAUAAAACUUUCAAUCAAUCAAAAAACAACAACACACGGCAUGCUAGCAGCAAUCAAGGUAUAUGAUAGACUGACCACACCUCCUCUUUUCACGGGAUAUGUCCUCUUUGCGGGGAUGUCCAGGUGGUGUUUCUUAAAUGCCUCAAAUGUUCGGCAUUUUAAGUUAAGGGUUGCGUGUAUUUUCAAUGUACGUUCAGGGUUAAGAAGGGGUUAAAAACAAAAAAAAAGUGCUGCACGGCAGCAACAUUUGUGAGGGAGGGGGAGACAGAGAGAGAGAGAGAGUUAUGAUAAACGCGCAUGCGUCGCCAGGCUCUGCUUUUUAACCAUAGACUUAUCAGAUUUUAUUUUUUAUUAUCUAUAGCAGUGGUGUCAAAACUGUGCCCCGGAAGCCAUUUGCGGCCCACAGCUAAUGUUUUAAAGGCCCAAGACACAUUCUAAAAAUACUAUUCAAAUAAACAAAAACAUAAACAAAAGUGAAAUAAAAAGCUUAAAGGCUAGAUGUAAUUUUAAAAAAGUAGCAAAUUUGACUAAUAAAACAAUGCUGUUUGUUUUUUUUCUUUCAAACUUUCAUUGCUCAAAACAUAAUAUUGAAUCAAAAUCAAUGUUAUUAUGAAUUAUUGACCUAUCCAAGUUUCCCAUUACUUCACAUCAAAUAUUCCACUAAGAAAAAUGUUUUUGGUGGAAGAUUUAGCAAAUUUAUUAGAUAAAUAAUCAAAAAAUUUAUAUUUUGUUGUUUUCUUACUGUACCAAAAAUGAACCGAACCGUGACCUCUGAACCGAGGUACGUACCGAACCGAAAUUUUUGUGUGCCGUUGCACCCCUAGCGGGUAGGCAAUUAUAUCAUCCGCAACUGCAUCACUAAAGUCGUCAUCCACCCGCCAUCCAUCCAAACCAACAUUUUAUCAAAGCCACAACCGCCCUUCACCCGCCCGUUGUUAUAUAUCUAAUAUAGACGAUGCAAGACAUUAGUGAUGUUAGAAAGUGUAACUCCCUCCAAAUAGCACAGACACAAUGGCUUUCUUGAACUGAUUUAUUUGAAGGCUUCCUUUCCCUUCAAAUUCACCGUGAAAACUGUAAUAAAUUAAGCACGUUACAAACGUAAAAAUAAUAACAUGCCCAGCAUGUGGAUCAAACAUUUUACCAAAUAAAAUACCAACAAAUGACAAACAAAUACCUCGUUGGCCAUACCCGGAAGUAGCUUCCUUACAUCCGUCGACAAACCAAACGAGACACUUCAAAAUAAAAGAAUGCCCACAUACUGUUUCAAAGAGUGCUGCUCGUUUUUCGUAUGUGGGUAACAACAUUUAACUAUUUAUAAAUGGUUGAUUUCUAUAGGCUAGUAAGGUAAAGUGUUGUACCUGACAAGUUUGGGCUAGCUUGCUUCUGCAGCCUUCAUCAGAGGUGUCACGUGAUGUUAGCGUGACGUCGUCUGUGACGUGUUAUAUGGAUUCUACAUUCAAAAGUUGUCAGGUACAACACUUUACCUACUAGCCUAUAUAAAUCAACCAUUUAUAAAUACACGUCAGUAGGCUAAAUUAACCUCUUCAACAUAAUAUUUAACUAUGUAUAUAUAUUUCCGAAUGGUUCAACCGCCACCCGCCCGAAUCUAUUUAAAAUCAAUUUUUUCGUUAUGUCACCCUCCAGACCCGCGUCCGCGGAUGAGACCACAAACCGCACAUCUCUACUCUGCGUUGACCUAGUUAUCAGUACAAGGCAAAUAAUUCAAAAUAAUCCAAAAGUGUGCAAGAAUAUGAUAUAUGUGUAGACUUGUAUACAUAAAUGUCAUCACAUGAUACAUUUUUAUGAAAGUAUUUGCUAAUAAAUGUGAAAUUUUGGUCAGGAGAAUAUUGUUAGAUUUUGACUCAAAAUAGCAGGAAAUAUAUCCUAAGCUAACAUAGAUUUAAAAAAAAUUCUGGUGGGAGCAUGCCCCCAGACCCCCCUAGCAGGUGCACUCGGGUGCGGCCACUCUGCUUUAGGAUUAAAAUAUUUUCAGCUGAUUUUGUACAUCUUCAUUCCUAUCCCUGACUACUGUGUGUGCCUAUGUUUACAUUAUUGAGUAGUCUGCUGCUUUCUCGUUUCCUAGCUCCUUGAAUGUUUAUUGUAGAUCAUAAAUCAUGCAUCUCACCUGGACAGAAAAAGUCAGAGUAGGUAUUUGGUCAAGUUGGUCAACUUUAACAGCCAUUUAGGACCCGAAAAUGGCCGGAAUGACACAAAAAGGCUCUUGGUCCCCCCGCAGUCCCACUACGUUUCUUUGUGAGAAUUAUGAGUCAUUCUUCACCGAAACGGGAAUAUAUCAACAUCCCAGUAGUCGGCAUCUUAAUGAUAGCUGACAUUGUACAGUAAGUGAUUAUUUGUUAUGUUUGUUGGCUCACACAGUCUGUAGUGAGUAACAAUCAGUGAUGAAUAAGAAAAAAAACAAAUGUAAUGCGUUUUUUAAAUUAAUGCGUAUGCUUAAAAUGAUCAAAAUAGGUACAUAUUAAAUGUUAAUAUAUAGGUGUCUGUUACGUGUUUGAAUGUUUUUUUAAGGGCUAUGUAGGCGAAAUUGCUUGGCCCCCAUUAGCUCCAUCGUAAGCAAACUUUUGAUCGCAUUUAUUUAAUAUUUAGAAAGCAAAAAAAAACAUCGUUAUGUAGGCUUCAUGAUUGCGAACGAUAGGCAAAAUUCCCCAAAAAGUGCAGUUACCCUUUAAGAAUAUUUAUAUUUUUCCACGCAAAAAAUAUUGAACUUCACCCCCAUGUAUUUGUUUUUUGUUUUUUAAUGGAAGGUUUCUAAAAUUCUGUUUAGGGCUCCAAUUUAGGCUGGGGUGGCCUUGUGGGGGUGUGGGUCUUCACUUAUGUUUGACUAGGAGACGUAUCACUCGUAAUCUUAAUGAUGAUGGUGAGUGUAACUUAAUUAUAAGAUGGUGCUGUCAAAUGCUUGAAAAUCUUGAUUAAAAUGUAUUUUUAACUUUU